This is a messenger RNA of Brenthis ino (lesser marbled fritillary), 912 nucleotides long. The record is from the annotation of a GenBank genome assembly. Lineage: Eukaryota; Metazoa; Arthropoda; Insecta; Lepidoptera; Nymphalidae.
AUGCAAUGUAUACAAAAUGAAUACGUUUCUAGAAGUGAGUUAAUAAAUACAUUAAGUGAAUAUUCUAAAACGACGAAUCAACGAAAUAAUGUAAAUAUUAAACGAGGAGGUGGAACAAAUUUCUGUGAUAGUGGACCGAUGGAAAUUUCAGCAUAUUGCGAGUUUAAUGAUUAUCCGUCUCUUUCCCGCAACCGAUCGCCCGCGAAGCAAUUAAGCGACACGACGAGGAUGCAGCCGUUGCAGGAUACAUCAGCUGCGCCGCCGACGGUGGCGCCUCCCGCGACGUCGCACGAUCAACGAGCUAUUGAGAGUGCGAGGGAGAUAAAAAUCGAUCGCGCUGUGCGUUGCAGUGAAAAUAUAGAAGAGCAACCGGUUAUAGUGGCGACAAAAGAAACAGCUGAGCGCCCGCAUAAUCAGCCGUAUGAUAAAAAUACUGUAACAAAAGAUUAUAAUGAAGAUAGUAAGGCGACUUACUCUGAGGUAGCUCGUAAGGGUGGUAAAUGGAUAGAGCCUAAAAUGAGCGAAGAGUGGGUAUUAUAUCAAAAACGGAGACUUAGAAACCGUCUCAUAAGCCAAAAGGGAUGUGCCAAUGCGUCAGAAGAAAAUAACCAAAAAUUCAAAGCGGCAGAUAUAAAGGUGCCGCUAUUUAUAUCUAAUGUGGACAGAGAGGUCUCAGAGCAAGAUAUUAUUAAUUAUGUAUAUGGAAAAACAAAGGAAAAAGUUUCAUUAGAGAGAAUUAACAUGAAAAGGCAGAAGGAUUAUAAUGCCUAUAAAGUUUAUGUAACAAAGCAUAAAAUGGAUACUUUCUUAGACGAUAAACUGUGGCCCAUUGGCAUAACCUUUAGGCGUUUCGUGAAUUUUCACGAAAAACGGAAAAAUAUGGAAGUUGUAAAAACAGUAGAAAAUAAGAGA